This is a messenger RNA of Archocentrus centrarchus (flier cichlid), 2189 nucleotides long. RefSeq names its product protein phosphatase 1 regulatory subunit 3C-B. Gene Ontology annotation, molecular function: protein phosphatase 1 binding; glycogen binding. The record is from RefSeq and is a predicted model, not a curated record. NCBI's taxonomy places the organism in Eukaryota, Metazoa, Chordata, Actinopteri, Cichliformes, Cichlidae. Gene Ontology annotation, cellular component: protein phosphatase type 1 complex. Gene Ontology annotation, biological process: regulation of glycogen biosynthetic process. The transcript has 2 exons. The coding region runs from base 188 to 1225 and encodes 345 amino acids.
AUCCCUGAGUGCCGAGCAGCUCAGGCACUGAGAGGCAGGAAGAGAGCGAGAGAAAGUAAGAAGAAAAGGGGGAGUGACUGCAGCAUGCACUCUUAGAAAAAGCUGCUCUGCAGAUUUCAAAAGUCAAAGGGACUGAAAACUUUUUCAAAUACACUUUUUUUUUCUUGGACCUUUACAUCUUUAUUCCAUGAGUGCUACGAGUGUGCUCAGGUCAUUCGGUCCAUCAGCAAUGCCUGGCCCAGUAAUGCCGAUGGAUGUGGCUAUGCGGUUCUACAUCAGCCACUCGCCGCCUCCUCUAAGAGGCUUCCUCAGCCACUACGAGGACCUGCAGAGGGCCAAGAACCGGGUGAAGCAGCCGACCACCCGCAGCCGCAACCAGCAGCUCUACAAACCUCUGCGACCCUGUCUCAGUAACCAGCAGAAAGACGACAGCAACUGUGUGGGCUGGAGCAACAACAAGGCCCGUAAGAAGAGGGUGGUGUUCGCGGACACGAAGGGCAUGUCGCUCACCGCCAUCCACGUCUUCUCCAAGUUUGAUGAUGAGCCAUAUCAAAGCAAGCAUCUACAGGGAAUCGCUGAUGAGCUGCAAUUCGACAUGACCGACCUGGAAACAGCCACAAUGGAUCUAAAGAUCAGCUCGGUGCGCAGCCUGGCGUUAGACUUCAAGCAGCCCUCAGCCGACUACCUGGAUUUCCGGAAUCGCCUGAUUCAGAACUCCGUCUGCUUGGAGAACUGCUCCCUGCAGGAGCGCUCGCUCACGGGCACCAUCAAGGUCAGGAACAUCGGGUUCGAGAAGACAGUGCAGGUGCGUAUCACCUUUGACUCGUGGGUCAGCUUCACAGACGUCCACUGCACCUUCAUGAACAAUGUGUACAGCUGCCAGGACACCGACACAUUCGCAUUCGUCCUGGAGCUGCCCUCCUCCAUCUCUCCACACCAUCGGGUCGAGUUCUGCGUCUGCUUCACGGCCCAGGGCCAGAGCUUCUGGGACAAUAACGAUGGCAAGAAUUAUACGCUCAAGCACGUCGGCUGGAAUGGAGAGGCCCUGAACACUCUGGCCCCCCCAACUUCUGCUGAGCAGAAAAAGUCCUCAGAGCACAAAAAUGGGGAGGUGAAGUUAGCGGAGCUCGAGUUUGAUCAGUUUGGCAGCCCACGCAUGUCCAGCGGACUGUUUCCCGGCUGGCAGAGCUGGGGUCACAUUGAUAACACAGUGCCUUAUUGGUGAAACUGCAGCAUGUUUGCCUUCCUGGCAAUAAAGUGGAAUAAAAUAAACAAAAAUGAACAGAGUGACAGGGCAUUUAGUUCAAAUCCAGCUGUGGGUUGGCUCGCAGCCAGAAACUAAACUGAAGCAAACAGAAACCAGACAGAAGCCUAACUGUAAUGUUCUCAGCUGACCUGGUUUCUGCUGUAGUAAUUGAGGAUGAUGAUGAAUGAUUGAUGAAACGUGGCUGGAGAAUGACGGAUGUUUGGAGUUCUCUAUUGUAAAAUAUUCAUGUGCCUUCUCAUUGUGCCUGCCCACUAAAAUACAAAUUAUUUGUACAAUCCAAGGUAACUCUUAAGCCCCUUUUUGAGGGCCUGAUGGAUUGGGUGAAAUAAGCACUGAUUGAGAUGUCCUUAAUAAUGUGAUAUCUGUAAAUGGAGAUGAUUAAGUCCUUCAUAUUGAAGGGGGAAAAUAUGGGGAGUGCAUGGCCCAAUAAUGCUUCUCUACUGCAGAAAACACAGUUGAUUCAUUGCUAAUGAAAAAUGCACACUAAACCUUUGGAUGGAUGGACAUUAAAAAUGGCCUUAAGUGUAAUAUUUAAGUCAUGCAACCCUUUCUUUCCCUCCAUGUAAAUUGCACAUAUUUGUCUGCUGAGAUGUUCGAGUGGUGAGAUGAUUAUGGAAAUGAGCUGCUAUUGUGUGUCAAGAAAAGAUUCUGCAUGUGAGUGGCUGCUUCGACGAGGGAAGAAGUCUGGAAAUGUCUGUGGAUCUGGGAUGUUGAGAAAGAAAUGAUGCCAGGAGUGAAUGUUUGUUUUCAGAAGUGCAAUUCUUGCAGAUGAGUGUACAGUAUGUGUAGCUGGAAUCGAGAUUUUCUGUUUUUGAAACAGCUCAUGUCUUUUCUGUGGAUCACUUGAAGGCGGGUGUCGCUGACGCGCACCGUGUCGUUAUGUAUUUCCUUUAUGAAAUAAACUGCUAUAUUUGUGCUAAAA